Molecule: messenger RNA, 3993 nt
Organism: Leptopilina boulardi
Lineage: Eukaryota; Metazoa; Arthropoda; Insecta; Hymenoptera; Figitidae
Gene: Pp2C1
Exons: 6
Coding region: 185-3124 (979 amino acids)
Biological process (GO): protein dephosphorylation
Cellular component (GO): cytosol; nucleus
Molecular function (GO): protein serine/threonine phosphatase activity; mitogen-activated protein kinase binding; cation binding
Source: RefSeq, a predicted model, not a curated record
AAUAUCUGUUAGCUAUCAGUGACCCAGUAUUCUGUGGCUAGAUUGUGAUUGUUAAUUCAUUGGGGUUUUGUGUUAUUAAAUGUUAUUGUGAAAGUGCUGAAUUUUAAUUAAAAAAAAAGCUCUUCAUAAGAAGAGUUUUGUGUUUAAAUAAUAAAAAGUAAAAUCAACUUUUAAUAAAAUCAUCAUGCUGAGCAUUGGAAUUAACUUGAGAGUGACUGGACACUGUAAUCAGGGCGGACGAAAAUAUAUGGAAGACAUGUUUAGUGUUGCCUACCAGCAGUCAUCGGGCGAUAGAGAUUUAGAGUAUGCAUUUUUUGGCAUUUUUGAUGGUCAUGGAGGUGGUGAGGCCGCUGCAUUUGCCAAAGAACAUCUUAUGGAUAUUAUUGUUAAACAAAAAAAUUUUUGGAGCGAUAAAGAUGAGGAUGUGUUGCGAGCCAUUAGAGACGGAUACUUGAAUACACACUAUGCUAUGUGGCGGGAAAUUGAUAAAUGGCCUCGAACUGCAUCAGGGCUACCUUCGACUGCUGGUACUACAGCUAGUAUUGCUUUUAUUCGAAAGGGAAAAAUUUAUAUUGGUCACGUGGGUGAUUCGGGUAUUGUGUUAGGAUAUCAGGAUGAAGGCGAUCCACAGUGGAAAGCAAAACCGUUGACAAAAGAUCAUAAACCGGAAAGUGGACCUGAGAUGACAAGAAUUCAAGAAUCAGGAGGCAAGGUCGUCAGUAAAUCAGGUGUUCCUAGAGUUGUUUGGAAUCGACCUCGAAUUGGACACAAGGGUCCUGUUAGAAGAUCAACUCACAUUGAUGAAAUUCCUUUUUUGGCUGUAGCAAGAGCUUUAGGUGAUUUGUGGAGUUACAAUUCUGCAUUAAAUACUUUUGUUGUUUCACCGGAACCUGAUGUCAAAGUUGUAUCAAUUGAUGUCAAAACUCAUAGAUGUCUUAUUUUCGGAACUGAUGGUCUUUGGAAUAUGUUGACUCCCCAAGCUGCUGUUGCUAUUGUCCAAGCUGCUGAGCGACAUAAUGAAAAACAUUUAAUAGCAACGCAUGAAAAUGAUGGCAAGCAAAAUGAUGUACAAAUGUGGAUCAAUCCAUCAACGAGUUUAGUUGAUAGAGCAUUGGAAAGAUGGUCUUCUACAAGAUUGAGAGCAGAUAAUACAAGUGUUGUAACUUUAAUGCUUGAUCCUCCAGGACCUUCUCGUAGCGAAGUUUUUCAAAAUCAAAAACGUGAACAAACUGCACCAACCGAUGCUUCUCGUCGUUCAGUAUCUUGUCCCAUUAAUCCUCAAAAUCCUGCAGAUACUAUUAAAAAACCAGAUGCAGAAUUAUCGGACACAAUGAAAUCGGCGUUAAAAAAUUGCUUUAAUCCUGAUAAUAAUUCACCUAAUUUAUCAACGAGGUAUGAAAUACCAGAAAGUUCUAAUACAAAAUUAUUAAAAACAAAUAAUCCAUCAGAAAGUAUACAAGUUGCUGAAAUAUCGUCAAGCAAUAAUUUUGAGGAAAGAAAAAAUGAAUGUAAAGGAUUUGAUAAUACAUUUAAAUCAUUGGAAACUGGUCAAAUUUCAUCUGAAAAUGAACAUACUAUGUCAUCAAUGGACAGUAUUUCUAAUUUAAAGAAUCUUAUUGAAAAAGUUCAACGACCAGAGAGAUUUCAAUUGGAAAAUAGUUCAAUUUAUUCCGAUGAUGAAGUGGAUAAAUUAUUUUCAUUAACACGUCAAAAGGCAUUUUAUCAUCGUGAAAUGUCAAAUUUAGAAAAAGUUGAAAAUACAAAAUCAAUUAAUACCGAGGAAUCAACAACUGAUUUAAAUGAAAAAUCUAGUGAAUUUAAUGAAAAUGAAAAAAUAACCAUUAAUUCAGAAUUAGUUGAAGAGAAAUUAAAUUCAUGUCAAAAUUCAUUUUGUGAAAAAUCAAAAAUUACUUUGACAAAAAAGAAAAUUGAUAAUUCACCGGAUAAUAAAUCUCAAGUUCAAUAUUCAAGAUCAACUAUUAUUACCGAAAAACGAAAACAAAAUUCAAUUUUACAUCCAGAGAAAGCUAAUUUGUAUACUAAUGAAAAUUUAAAGAAAACAAAUCGUCGACACAGUAUAACGGCUGUUUCACGUAAUACAUUAACGUCAAAAGCAAAUUUAAAGGAACCGGGAAUUGCCUAUUUGGGAUGUAGAAUUAAACGUGAAUCAAAAUCAUUGCCUGGUAAUAUUUUUGAGGAACCAUGCGUUGUUGAUAAUACAACGCCAAGAAUAAAUAAUAGUUUGAGAGGUAUUAAAAGAAGACACAGUUCAAUAACACACAGUAAUGAUGCAAGUGAAUCGUGCGCAAAACGAAGAACAAGAUCGGAGGACCGCCUUAAUCCAAUUGAUGAAAAUGAUCCAGUUAAUGAGAAACUUGUAGUUGAAGAGGCUCACAAUCGUCUACGAUGGCCAGCAAAUAAUUCUACAUUGUCACGAUCAGGUGCAGUUGUGAAUUCAACUACAGCGGGAAUUCAAGAAAGAAAAUUAUCAUCGCCCAAUUCAUUUCAAAGAAGAAAUUUGGAGAAAAAAGUAACUCCAGUGAAGGCAAUUCGAAGGCCAUCAAUUAAUGGUUCUAAUCGAAUACAAUUAAGGGGAAUAUUUGGUCUCAGAGAUUGGGAGCCAACUAGAUCUAGUCGUAGUGUUGGUUGUCAAAGUCGACAUCGAACAGUAGUUGGUCUUAUUAAUUCAGUGAAUGAAUCAUCAACACAACGUUGGUUGAGAUCUGAUACAAUUGCAGCAACUCCAGUAAAAACAUUACGCUCACGAAAUGUUGAUAUAACAGGACACACUGUUUCGGCACAAAUUGCCCAUCAAUAUCCAAUUAAACAAAGUCGUUUACCAUUACCAACAAAAUUAAAAUCAUCAUCGAUUUUGGCUUCAGCAUCACCAUCACAAGGUGCACGUAAUAAAACAUGUUCAUCAACAUCGUCAACGGGAAAAUCAAGACAGAGUAAAACACCAAAUGGUGUUAAUGAUGAUUGCAGCAAUUUAAUAAGCAUCACUGGAAUUGCAAAUGAUAAUACCUUGACAAAAAGAGUCAAAUCACCACACUCUUUUUCAUCUCGUGUUUCUUCAGUUUCACCACUUAGCACUCGAUCAAGAAUUAAACGUCUGGGAAAGUAAAAUACACAAGAAUCUCAACCGAAAAUCUUUUUUUUUCACAGAGAAAUAUAUAUAAACAUAUAUAGUCAAUAUUUACUAGAUUUUUUUUUUUUUUUUUUUUUAAAUGCGUUGUCUGUCUAUACAUAUACUCAGUUAGUCGGCUCUCUUUUCUGUAUCGAAUUUAUUGAUAUCACUUUUUACUAUACUAUUCAAUUUUUUAGCUAGUUUUUUAUUUAAACGAAAAAAAAUUUUGUAAAUGUGCAAAAUGGGGUUUUUUUCAAUUUGCACUUUAAAUGUUAAUUUUACUAAUACAUUGUCUUUUUUUUAUAAUUGCUUACUAUUUUCUUUAAUGGGAAUUCAUGUGAAAUACAAAAAAAAAUUUGUGUGAAGAAUUCCGAUAUAAAUAAAAAGAAAAUUUAUUUUCUUAGUAUUAUUCAUAAAUUACCAAUUUGGUAGUUUUAAAAAUGUAAUUUAAAUUUUUAUACAAAUUUUCAGUAGUUAAAUUCUAAUUUAGUAUUAAAAUUACAAUAUUUAAAAAUAUUGUAGCAGUGACACAUUUUGGUAGAAAAAAAUUUAUUUAAUUUUUAAUUAAUUAAAUUAUUAAUUACAAUAUUUAAAAAUAUUGUAAUAGUGUGUCACACAUAGAAAAAAUUUAUUUAAUUAUUAAGAAUAUUUUUUAAAGCGUGGUUUAUUUUGCAAUUAGAAUAAAUUUUUCAGAAGAAAGAAAAUAUUUUCUUUUUUUUCUAAAUAGAAAAAGUGUUAUCGAAACAUGCUGUUGAUACAGAAAAGAGAAAAAAUUAGAAGGGAAUAUCGAUUUGUAAGAAGCAUUAUUCGUGUUCUGUAUAAAUAUUUUUUUCAGCAUUAAAAAAAAACUUUCGUCAAUAAAUUUU